UACAAAGAGAAGUUUCCUUGUGAAAAUUUAUGGUGAACCCAGAGUGUAAUUUUGAUAGUUUAAAUAUAUUAUACACUUGUUUUUUCAUUUGCAGGAUAUUUGAACUUAGAUGCUUGCACAUUCCUUUUCACGACCGCACACCAUUCGAAGAACUUGUCACAAUGGUAGAAGAUGUUUUGAGGGCAGAGCAUUCCACUUCUCCUAAUAAGCCCAUCUAUCUAUUGGGGAAUUCCUUUGGAGGAUGCUUAGCUCUUGCAGUUGCUGGUCGCAAUCCCCGUAUUGAUUUGAUACUGGUACUAGUCAAUCCAGCUACUUCAUUUGAGAGGUCAGACAUAAAAAAGCUUCUGUCAGUUUUCAGCUCGAACAACGCCUAUAUUGCAAUUACAGCUCUACUGAACUACAACAUCGGUAAGUACCUUGUAGGGUCCAGCAUAUAAAAUUGAAGAAAUAACAUGUAUUGAAAUGAGCUACUAGAAAUUAACCAAGAACGGCGACGCAUUUGUUGGACUUAAGGUUGUCUGAUAAUUAGCAUGAUAUACACCUGUUUACAUCUUUUCUUUAAGUUUUUUGUACUUGCUUCUUCUGUUCU
Molecule: messenger RNA, 589 nt
Organism: Triticum aestivum (bread wheat)
Lineage: Eukaryota; Viridiplantae; Streptophyta; Magnoliopsida; Poales; Poaceae
Product: acyltransferase-like protein At1g54570, chloroplastic
Exons: 3
Coding region: 30-437 (135 amino acids)
Cellular component (GO): membrane
Source: RefSeq, a predicted model, not a curated record